GAGCAAAUAAGUGCCAGACGGAAGUAGCACGAAGUCAGCUUGCUGCUUUCGAUUUCGCAUAGAGAUAUUUCCUUCUUUUACGUGUUUAUAUUAAUGCUGGAAAUCAUGGGUUGACUUUACUUUCUCAUUCAGCGUAUCACUGUGUAGCGUGCACGUAAAAUAAUGAAGAUUGACACUACUUUCUUCAUGUCUCUUGGAUUUCCCAUUGCUGUUUAUUUCCCGGUUUAUUUUCUCCAUAAAUUCUCCAGAUUCCUCAAGGUAAGCUAUGAACAACGAUCCCAUAUUGCACAUAUCAACUUUUUAACAUUUCUGAAGAUAAGGGCGUCAUCUUCAAUCCACUACGUUUAGUCUUAGUUUGAAAUAGAUUCUUGAGCAUUUUUGAAAACAGCACGGUGAAAGCAUCAAUAAUUUAUUGUAAUGGACCCUAAAAAUUUCGCUGUGGCUAUAUGGCCGGUAACCGGUCAAGGUUUUCAAAAUACUAAAUGGCCGGCAGUCCUGUCUUUUCAUCAGAUUUCACAAAUCGAACAAAUCCAGCUAAACCAAACUAUCAUACGUCGAUUAAGAAAACUCAAGCAAUCCUGAAAUGCUUUAUAGAUCUCAAAAAUAGCGUUUGGUUCACGCUGGGCUCAGAAGACGAAAGCAUGGUUUGACACUUUCUUCAGUUCGACUGCUGGUCAAGGUUUUCAAAACACUAAAUGACCGGCAGUCCUAUAUUUUCAUUUUCUGAGCCCAGCGUAAACCAAACGCUAGACUGACUUUUCUUUAUUGACAUUUGACGGUUUAGUUUAGCUGGAUUUUUUCGAUUUUUGAAAUCUAUGGAGAAUAUAGGACUGCCGGUCAUUUAGUGUUUUCAAUAGGGACCUUAAGCAUCACGUUUUUCAUGGGGUCAUGUUUGCAGUUUGCAGUUCACGUUUGAACCGCGGGAAGGGCUUCCAGCAGUAAGUGAUUUAUGGCAAGGUUUUUUGCCACAAAGAAUUGUACAGCCUCGCGUUUAAAGGUAUGAACUAGCUUUUUAUAUCCGUUUGCGAUGUGUUUGUUGGAUUUUUGAUCUCGAAUCAAUGAAUUAUUGCUGAGUUUUGGGCGUUUAAAGUUAUGCACUUCGACUUGAUGAAAACAACAUGGCGGCUCUAAACAUUGAACGCGUAGUUCAAAUCAAUUUUAUAUUCGUUUCUGCCGUACUAACAAAGGAAAGUAUUCUGUUCCAAUCCAGUGUUACAUUUUUUUUCUAUCUUGUUACUGAAUUCAUAACUUAACUCAGUCUCUGUUUAGUUCCUAUUUUUAAAGUAUCACUCUGUGAAUUUUCGUUUUAUUUUGCUUAUUUCUUUGAGACUGGGGAGCCCAGGCUUCAUAAAGCCUUCCCGUUUCUUCUGGGCUCCCCUGCAACCUUACAAUUUCUAUAUGUAUUCUUGUAUUGUAUUAUAUUUUGCCUAAAUAAUAAUGAACUGAACUGAACUGAACGCCUUGCUAAAGUUUGAAAUCUCGGCAACGCAAAACUGCAAGGUAGUGGUGCGUAAGGGAAAGAUUUAACGACACUUGAAAAAUUUCAGACUUUACAAGGAAAAUUUACAGGUUACCUAAUUUUAAUAUGCUCUUUCAGCUCGUGCUAACAAAAUUUUCCAAAAGCGAACUGUUUUCAUGUUUACCAAAAGUUGGUCACAUGAUCAAAUAAUGCAAUAGGCCUAUUGUGUACGUGAAUCAUCUUGCUGAAAAGAAUAGACUGUAUUUAACGAUACAAAAAAUUUAUAUUACAAUCAAUGGGUUAUUCCAGAAGAAAUCCACACCCCCACAAGGGAAGGCAUGCUGAAAAAUUCUCACAGGAGGGGCGGUUAACAGCUCUGGAAAUUCAGACGGGAGGGGGUCUUGGAACGUAAAGAUACAUCCUCGGGGGUUACUUUCAAUUUUACUGAUGUUUCAAUUGCUUCAAUUGAUAAAAAAAAAUAUUUGUUUGCGUUUUCCAAUUUUAUUAUUCUUUCAAACUACAGACCUCUUACCACAUUUAUUUUAAGUUUCCACCCAUAGGCUCACCUUUGUUACUUUUGUCUGCUUUUGUAGAAGUGACUUGUGAUAACUUGAAGAUAUCAAGAAAAAUCACAUAAUUCAUAAAAAAGCGCUCAAUUCAAGUAAAGCAAACAAUGAUUUUUACCUUGAAUUAAGCAUUUUUCCAAGGUCAAUGCUAUUUCAGGGUGAUUUACCACUAAACACGCCUUGCAAGUACGUAAGCAUGAUUGUUCGUGAUUGUUCGGUGACCAUUUUAAAAGGCAAGUGGUGUAGCUAGCGGUAUAGCACGUUAUGUAAUAUCCCACUAAGUGUCCGUUUUCUUCUUUCGCAGUCAUUUUUUUCACGUAUCGACAAAGAAGAGAACCUUUUAUUCGGGUACAUAGUUAGUUUUGCGCAUAUAUUGCUGUGUAUUUUGCCUGGCCUAGGAAAAAAGAGACGUUCAUUCAAUUGUGAGCUUAUUUGCCAAAAAGUGUAAGCCUAUUUAAGAAGAUGUGAAAAUGUAAUGUUAACUUUCACAACAAACACAGAAUUUACAAAAAUUGAUACUUAUUUGAUAAGAAGAUCAUCCAACUGCCUAAAACAAUUAAUCUUCUUCAUUAAGUGUAAAUUAAAAUUAUGGUGUCUAACAAUUUUAUGGAAAUCUAGAUGGGUAGGGGGGUCUUUGAACUUGGAAAUCCUGAGGAGGGGGGCUCAAGCAGUUUUGGAAAUUUAAGUGGAAGAGGAGGGGGGGUCAAGAAACCCAAUGUAUAAUGCACCCAUCAAUGUAAACCCUGUGGGGAGGGGGAGUGCGGGCAAGGGGUGGGAAUUUGACAAAUUUUAAAACUUUUUGAUCAAAUUCCCCAGGGUGGGAAACGAAAGGUCAAUCAAAAGUGUCAAAAAAGCCCCCAACCCAGGGGAAAAAUCUAAACAAACAAUACUAUAAUACUAUAUAAAACAAAUCAAAGAACAUUUCAAAAGUACGUUCUUACUACUUUUAUUUAAGUUUAAUGUAAGUUCCAUUAAAUUACUCGCUGUAAUUAAGUAUUUUCUCUCUCCACUAGCAUCUCUUAUUUUGAACAACAUAAUCGCUCCAGGAAGAUUGACCGUGCUAUUAUAUUAAUGAAACGUAAAAAUAAUGCUUUAUAACAUCUGCUCAACAUGUCGGAACAGGUCGGAUCAGUGGCCCGUAAAAAAUCCUCUGACUUUCAUGGUAAAAUUCGAUUUCAAUCGAGGUUUACAAUCAGAUGGGAACUUGAAGAUAAAAACUUUCUCAAAAUAGCCAUUAUCUGUUUAGAUGACAGUGUAAAGUAUCGGAUUAUGGCGAUUAAAACAAAUGAAAACUUCAUACCUUUCUCCAACAGCAUGACUUUCAGAAAGACUCGAGGGACGGACUUGGUAACCGCUUCUGAAUUGAUACCAGGCUUCUAUUGGUCAAAGUCAAAUGUCCCAACCCCGGGGUCGCUUUGCACGAUCAAAAGCCUGGCAGGGGGAUAGUCUCAGGCAUCAAAUCCCUCCCUUGCCCGCCUCCCGCCAUGGGAUUUACAUUGAUAGGUGCAUAAUAUCUAAUCACAUGUAUUUUUUCUUUUUUAGUGUCCUAAUAUUGUUCAUGGCUCAAUCAGGAGCACGCAUGCCCAUAAAGAUAAAUAACAGAUUAUAAGGUAAAAGUAAAAAGAGUAUGUGCAUAUAACUUUUUUUUACAUAAUGUAAUUCUUCCUGUUCUGAAUUUCUCAUCAUGAAAUCGCAAUUCGAUAUUUUAAAAGUAGCACAAAAUUCCGAAAACAAGCCCCGGGGCUUAUGUUUUUCAAAGGCCCUUUUUGAGGGGCUUAUUUUUGGAGGGGCUUAUAUUUGGAGGGGCUCAUCUAUGGAGGGAAAUUUGCGCUUCAAAAUCGAUUGGGCUAGUCUUAUAGUUGGAAGGAAAUUUACCAUUUUUGCUUUGUUUUACUUUGUAUUUGAGAGCAAUUUCCAAGUACCAGCCCCUGGGGGGAGCUUAUAUUUGGAGGGGCGAAUUAAUGGAGGGUUUUUUGCAUUACGAGUUUGGGGAGCUUAUAUUUGGAGGGGCUUAUUUUCAGAACUUUACUGUAUGCUGGUUUUAUAGUAGUUGAAUGGUUGAUCUGUACAAAUGUGUUUACAUCAAUGCACAUUAUAUUUUAAAAAAAUGUCAUGUAGUUCUGCUGGGGCGCUGCAGGGCUUGUAUAGAGUCAACAUUUUUUCACCCAUUUCAAUUGUAUGAGCCUUAUUAAAUUAUGAACAUCAAAAACAAUGCUUAAUAUGUGAAACUUCAAUCCGUCUGUCUUUAUUGGCUGAAUCACCUCAGAGACAAAAUUAAUAAUAUAAUGCUAAUGGACAGAGUCAGAAGAAGAGAUGCUAAAACUCAGAACCAAAAAAUUACAAAUUAUCUGUUUAUAUUAAAUACAGGUCAUCUGAUAUUAUGCGAUGGUGUGAUUUCGCACAAUUGACCUCAAAUUGCAUCCAAUCGCACAAUUUGAGGAAAAUCACAUAAUUCGUAAAAAAAAAUGCUGAAUUCAAGUAAAGUAAACAAUGAAUUCUAACUUUAAUUAAACAUUUUCCCAAUCUUAAUGUUAUUUAAGGUGAUUUACCACUAAGGAAAGUCUGCAAGACAUCUGAAACCUUCGAUCGCGGUAUCUUGGCAGCCAUUUUGGGCGCUUUCCAUUUACUCAAAAUUUCCGGAAUUUCCAGUUCGGCGGUAAAUGGAACACAUUUCGUCGGUUCGUCCCACUGGAAAAUUCCCAGAAAAAGUGGAAAAUCUAAAAAGGUGGUCCCGUUUUCCCGGGUGGAAUUUCCGAACGGAAUCUCGUGUUCCAUUUACGUUUCUCGUAGUUUGUACCAGUUCCAGGUCCACGGUCGGGCACCUCCACGUACCGGGGUUUACGACCAAAUGGAACAACUUUUUACCAAUCGGAAAUUCCACUUUUGCUACCACCGAAAUUUCCGGGUUUUUUUCCUAAAUGGAAAGCGCCCUUUGACUUUAGAGAUGAGCAGUGUGGUCAGCGGUGUAAUGGCAUCAUGUAAUAUUAAGCAAGUGUCCUUUUUUUUUCCGGGUCAAAAUAAUCGAACAAAUUUAACUAUUUUGUUUUAAAAUAGAUGUUUUAUUAUUCCUUUACAUUCAAAUUGCUUGUUAAACAACAUUAAAGUGGUUUUUCUCCUUUGAAACCGUGUAAAACAAUGUAAAAUCGCCCUGAAAAAAUCACAUAAUUUAUCGCAUAAUCGUCCUAUCUUAUCGCACAAUCUACCCUGAAAAUAUCGCACAAUUUCUGAUUUUUUAUUGCAUCUUAUCAGAUGGCCUGUAAAUAUAUUUAUAUAAUUACCACAGGCUUAAAUUAGGACAAUCAUUAAAGCAAACUGUGUCAAUAUAUUUAGCAUGAUAUGGUAGUACUAAAAUAAUGCUCAGAUUUCUAACUUAUGAGACUAGACUGCCAAUUUAUACAUGGUCACUUGAGCCACCCGAAAGUCUAGCUAUUUGCAGGGCAAAGGCAGUACAUGUACUGUACCUUCAUUUCUUAGUUAUUUUGAGACCCUGAUUAUUGGUCCAGUUCUGGAGAUUGAACCCAUGACCUCCCAUUCUGCAGUCGAGCACUCUGCUGAUUGAGGUUAAGUCCUGUGGCGGUUGAGGUUAACAAGGCCCUUCCUCUUAAAAGACAUUUUUAAAAAUUGAGCCUAUCAUCAGUGCAUUAUUUCUUUUAUAUUAGCCCACGUAAUAAUCAUUCCCCUGACUUUCAACUUUCACAUUCUCUAUCUCCCCAAUCUAACGCAGCAUGUGGGAAGACACUUAGGAAGCAACAUUUAUCACGUCCCAGUUGAGGGUAAGGAGGGGGUUGGAGAGGGCAAAGGGGUAUGAUUUUCAAAAAGGUUAAUUUGGGGGAGGGGGGGGCAGGGGUCAAUUUUGAAAAUGCAAAAAACGAGAGGGGGUUGAAAUUGUAAGAUACAAGACUUACAUGUAACAUUCUCUGUAAAAGUUGUCAACAAACUAUAUUAUCAUUGAAGCAAAUCCACGUUUCCUUCAAGAGUACUGGCUGUAAAAAAAUAUUCACUCGAAGGGUUCCUUGCCAGCAGCAAAAUUGUUCAUCUGUAGAUUAUUAUUGUGCCCACUUUACUGUAUUAUGCAAAAAAACCUGUGGGGCUACCCCUCAUGCAUCUGCCAGUAGCCAUCACAUUGACUGCUAUGUAACCAAGCUUGGCCUAGGACCCUAUAAACUAUUUCUAAACAAGUAUCUGCUAAUAAAUUUUUGCUUAUGAAGUCAAUGCAGCCUAUUGGAAAGAAAGGAGAGACAAACGGAUUAUCUUAAAACGUGGUCUAGGAGGGGUUUAGGGGAGGGGCUGCAAUUUUCAUAGGAAAUUAUUUGGGGGGGGUUAGUUUUGAUGAUACACUACAAACCUCCCCAAACGUGGAGAUUUCAAAAACAUUGGUCUAAUGAAACCAAAAAGUAAAAGGCAGAAUAUUCUGUCAUAGUAUUCUUUUCCUUAAUUGUUUUACGAUAUUUGCAAUGGCUGCUUCAGCUGCUGAUUUUUUUUUUCUUCUGAAGCUGGGAGGCCCUGAAGUCUCUAAGUUAGUUUGAGAUUUUGUUUCACUAAUCCUCGUUGAUAGGACAUUUGAAUUUGCUAUAAGGCUUAGCUAAUCCUAUAUUUCAAGGGAAUGAGAUUGGAACAAUAAUAUUGGACCCUGAGUUUUUCCUCUGAAAAUUAGAUUGAUACAAUUUAUAUAGCUAGUUUGAAGACGGAUGUUUUGAAAUUACGUGACUCCUACCAGAAUUUUCUGGCAACUUUAAGAUCUUCUGAUUCACCAUGAGAUUUGAAGGCUAAAUUGUGAGUCCAUUUUUUUUUUUUUGUUUUUUUACUUUUCAAACUUUUAUUGAAUACUGCACAGCGUUACAAGACUAAUGUUACAUGACAUUGCAUGAUAUUACAUUAAAAUAAAUUACAAAUACAUUAACGAACUUUAAACGGUAAAGUAACUAUACAAAAAAGAAAAGUAUGUUCUAAGUACAGACGGCACUAGGGUACCGAGUCUAAAGGCAGAGCCCACUUCUUAUUAAAUUUGUCCAUUUUAUUAGUUUUAACACAUAUAUACUUUUCCUUGGAUGAAAAGGCAGUUAUGACUGGAAGAGUCUGAUUUCUCCUACAACCCCAUAAGUAUAGUUUAGCAAUCAGUAUCAAAUAAUUCAGUAAAGGGCAAUUUGUAUAUAAUAUUCCUGUAAUAACAUCUUGUAAGGUCAGGCAGAUGAAUUCUCUUGUCAAUGUGUAAUAGUAAUAUUGAAAUUCCUUCCAAAACUGCUUGGUGUGUCUACAUUCGAAAAAGAUGUGGUAAAGGGAUUCCGAAUCCGUUUUGCAUAGUGAACAUUUAUUAUCUUGAAUAUAACCUAUUUUGCAUAACUUUUUAUUGGUAAAUAAAAUUGAAUUAAGGACUUCGUAUUGAAAAGCUUUUAGAUAAGGUGCAAAUGCUACCUCAUGUGGAAGAGGGAAUACUUUUUUCAGCUGGUCUUGGGUUAGAUUGAAAUUGUGAGUCCAUGAGUUGACAGCCCAAACCGUGAGUCUCACAGUCAAACCGUGAGAGUUAAAAGGUCUGGGAUAAACUUCAUUGCAAGCUUAAUUUCUCAGACUUGAAAGUUAGCUGAUAAAAGGUUUCCAGAAAAAAAUAAAGGCAUUAAAAGGGAAAUAAAAACAAAAUUUAUUUGUUCACAUGGUUUAAAUUGAAGUUUAUUAUUUCAGUCAUGAUUGUGUCUCUGAAUUUUUCUCAUUCAACUGGAAUCUGCUGAUGUUCAUUAAUUUUCAUGACUUUUUCUGGCUUAAUUCAAUCAAUUGAAAGCAUUUGGAUGUGCAAUGUAACAUUCUUUGUUGGCAACUUGUUUUGAUUUUUUUUUUUUUGACAGAAAAUUUGUUUUCCAAAAUUUUAUAAGCCAAAAACAAGAGAGUAAUUUAAACAUCACGUGUGCCGCGAAUGGCGAAGUUGGCCUUGUGCCUAAAAGAUUUUAGGGAGUAAAACUGUCCUUCUUCAGGUUCCAUCCACCAAAAUGUAUUGGUCAGGUCGGCAAUAUUCUACAUUAUUGUUAAUUUUAUUUUAAAUGCACUCUGCUAACUGUUAGUGAAUUUCACGUAUUAAGUUAAGACUGGUUUGUUCAUUUAUUCAUGGAGUCACAGUGGGUUCAAUUUCUUCAGGACGCACAGAUAACCAAAUUAUCUUACCCAUGGUUCUAACCUUUCUGUGUUAAUUCUUUGUUUCUUUCAGAUUACAUGAUCCUUCUUUGUGAUGGAUAAUCUCGUCAAAGUUACAUUGAGGUCUCAGACCAUAUUCAGUGGCUUUCUUUUUUUGUUCUCUGUGACUUCCUGGUCCACUGUCAUUAAUCAACUUAAAGACUAUGAAGGCAGAGACAGGCUGCAAUUCAACUGUAUGCCGGAAGAAAUUAAAUUCAAAACACAGCGUUGUUAUAACAAUUACACUUCUGCCAUGAGUUCACACCUAACACCGUUGGGAUUUGCUGGUAUUACCUUUGGUGUGUCAGGAUUUGGCUGGCUGUUUGUUACUCUGCUAGGUGUCGAGAUGUGGCGACGCAUCCGCAAAGAGGCAAAUAUAGAGAGACAAAAAAAGUUGGAGAGACUAUUUUUUUGGGUGUUUAUUUUUCACAUCUGCGGUCAGUUUGUCCUUCUAGUUGUUAUGAUCGGACUGUUCUUGCGUUACCAGAAACUUAAAUAUCCUGCGGAGUAUAGUUGUUUUUCAGCAAACACAACGCUCACAUGCAACGACUUACGAUACAAAGAGAAAUCAAACCUCAACAUUGCUAUUAUUGUGGUCUUUUCAGUAUCCAUUGUAUUCUGUUUAUUGACCAUAAUUCAUUUAGCAUUAUCAAAGGAUGAACUAUCAAAGCUAUUGCUAGGAAAUAUUGAAGAAGACCAUAAUGGGGAGGAGAACAUACCUUUACAAGGUGAGUUACUACAAUGCUAUCGACAUUAUAUUAGUCCUCAAUGCUGCCUCACUCACUAAAGAGCACCUUCCUUGAAAUUAUUUUGAUCAAGCAAGGGACCUAUUAAACUGUAGUUGUCUUUAUAGUUACCAGUUACCAUUUUUAGCUUAGCUUUUAGUAAGCUUUAGCAUCAAUGAUUGAAAAGAAAAUGUCGAAAUUUUAAAUAACUCCUCUGUCUGAGAAGAAACACAGAGCUUUAUUUGCCUCUGUCAACUCACCAUGAAGGAAAAAGCUUUUUUUUGUCAGUUCUUGCAAAUGCUGUCAACAGCGUCGGGCUACAAUCGAGGUGAGCUUUGUUUAUCUGCAGUGUUCUUUGCCAUGUUAAAUUGCUGGCACGUGCAGUUUUCGAAAUUAUUUGCUUUACUUUUUUUCUCCUUAAAUUUACUUCUACUUCUACUCAAAAUUGGUCUUGUGAUGAAAUCCCGAGUUCACAAAACAGUUAAACAAAGCAGCCUCGUUUUCCUCUGUAGUGGUAAAAACAUUGCUUUGAGCGUAUGAAAGUCAAGUACAGUAAAUCACUUCACAAUAAAUCACGCUGUUUAAACACCAUGGAAGUCUUUUCUGACCUUCAAAAUCAUCGCCACUGGGAUAUUCUUGUAUUUUCAAAAAGUUCUUACUCGACUGAAACUUCAUGGUCGCGAUUUUGUUUUGCUUUAUAUAUAUUCACCGCCUAGUGCUUUGAAUAUCUAAGCAAUGUCCACCCUUUCUAUGGGUUUACCGGCGUGAUAAUCCGCACGCGGGAUGUUGGGAGAACACGAGAAAAGCUUGUAAAUCAUGAGCGAAGGCAAGUGAUUUCAAGCUGUUCUCCCAACAUCCCGCGUGGGUUAUCACGCCGGUAAACCCAUAGAAAGUGUGGCGUAUUGCUUUCAUAAAAUAACUUUAAGUUUUCUAUGAGUUUACCAGCACAAUAAACUGUAGGUUUUUAACCAAUCAGAAUGCGCGUACUAUCUUAGUUAUUUUAAAUGUCAUAGUCCGAGAUCAGAUUGCUUGAAUCACGAGAUCACUCAGUGUGUAUAUACUAAUAAGUCAUAUAAGCAGCAACGAUUGACAUUAAUUAUACCCACGUAUAAUUAUAAUAUACUUUGAAGUAAACAUUGAUUGUCAUCAACAUUAACUGCAUGUUGUUAAGCUUUGUUAGCAAUUGAAUAAAAAACUAUUUAACUCAGUCAGAAAUUUUCAGUCCUUUGAAAGACUGCUUUCACUAAACAAGUCAUGAAAUUUUCCCUUGACGUUUUACCUAUAGAUUAACACAUUUAUAAGAAAUUAUGAUAUUGCAAUUGCUGUUGUUUGGUAAACUGACUGACUUUAUGACAUGCACUAGGUCUACCAGCCUACCUUGCAUAUUCAUUAAAAUGCAAAAAUAAAAGUUUGGUACUAAAAAUGUUCUGAUACCUGCAUAUGUUUUUUUCACUAAUCCCCCUCAACGUCAGCGAACUGAGUGACUUCUAAAUUUUCAGUCUUCUAAAUUUAUUCUUGUUACUGUUACAGAUGUUGUUUCAAAACAAGAGUCUGCUGAUAGAGAUCACUCAAAAACAGCAGGUAAAGAAAUAGGUUAUAGUCUGUGA
This is a messenger RNA of Porites lobata, 10516 nucleotides long. The record is from the annotation of a GenBank genome assembly. Lineage: Eukaryota; Metazoa; Cnidaria; Anthozoa; Scleractinia; Poritidae.